This is a messenger RNA of Drosophila eugracilis, 2515 nucleotides long. RefSeq names its product eukaryotic translation initiation factor 3 subunit B (gene eIF3b). The record is from RefSeq and is a predicted model, not a curated record. The transcript has 4 exons. Gene Ontology annotation, biological process: translational initiation. Gene Ontology annotation, cellular component: eukaryotic translation initiation factor 3 complex. Gene Ontology annotation, molecular function: RNA binding; translation initiation factor activity; translation initiation factor binding. Bases 89 to 2161 code for a protein of 690 amino acids. NCBI's taxonomy places the organism in Eukaryota, Metazoa, Arthropoda, Insecta, Diptera, Drosophilidae.
GUGACUGUCAAAUGCGGCAUCUCGCUCUUCCUUUUUCACUUUGUGCGUGUGUGUUUGAUGACGGAAAAUUGCAAAUAGAUCGCUGAAAAUGGCUAAAAAGAAAAGCGAGGAGCACUCCGGUGCGGAUGCGAACGAUAGCGACUAUACCGAGGAGCCGAACUUUGACGAUCCACCCAAUUUUGUGGACAACAUCAGCGAUGAAGAUCUGCUGGGUGAUAUGCUGGCCCAACGCCCGUCGGAGGCUGAUGGUGUCGAGAGCGUCGUCGUGGUGGACAACAUCCCCAAGGUGGAGCCGGUGCGCCUAGAGAAGCUCAAGUCGGUUAUCAACAAGCUCUUUUCGCAUUGCGGCGACAUCGUUAAUGUGGUCUAUCCCGUGGAUGAGGAAGGCAAGACCAAGGGUUACGCCUUCAUGGAGUAUAAGCAGGCCAGCCAGGCCGAGGAGGCGGUCAAGAAGUUUAACAACCAUCGCCUUGACAAGAACCACAUCUUUGCCGUCAAUCUCUUCACUGACUUCCAGAAGUACGAAAACAUCCCGGAGAAGUGGGAGCCACCAACUGUGCAGACCUUCAAGGUGCAGAGCGAUCUUUACAACUUCAUCAACGACCCGGACACCUAUGACCAGUACUGCGUGGCUGCCGAGACCGCACCCAAUUGUGUACAGGUUGGCUUCUGGCAGAACGUCUUGCCCGAACCCUUUGAGUUGGAGACUCGUGAACGCUUCACCGACACUUUCGUUAAAUGGUCACCGUUAGGAACAUAUGUGGUAACCUUCCACAAGCCUGGAGUGGCUAUCUGGGGAGGCAGCAGUUUUCAGAAGAUUCAAAAAUUCCCCCAUCCCGGUACUCAGUUUGUGGAGUUUUCACCAUGCGAGAAUUACCUCGUUACCUACGGCCCAACCCAAACAGGUCAAAAGAUCAUAAUCUGGGAUAUCCGCACCGGAGCCGAGAAGCGUUCAUUUGUUGCCGAUGGCAUGUCGGUGCUUUCCAUGUUCCGCUGGUCGCACGAUGAUAAGUUUGUGGCUCGCAUGGGCGAGAACUCUAUCCAUAUCUACGAGACUCCGUCUUUCUAUCUACUGAACUUGAAGUCAAUCAAGAUUCCAGGUAUCCGCGGCUUCUCGUGGUCACCCACGGACAACGUGAUUGCCUACUGGGUGGAAGAGCAAAAUCAAAUACCUGCCCGCGUCACUCUUAUGGAGAUCCCCAAAAAGCGCGAGAUCCGUAACAAGAACCUUUUCCAUGUAGCUGACUGCAAGCUCCAUUGGCAAAAAUCUGGCGACUACCUGUGCGUCAAGGUGGAUCGCUACUCCAAGUUGAAGAAGGAUAAAAAGGAUCUGGACGUCAAGUUCCUGGGAAUGUUCUACAACUUUGAAAUCUUCCACAUGCGCGAGAAAGAGAUCCCUGUGGACUCUGUGGAAAUUCGCGAGCUAAUUCUGGCCUUCGCUUGGGAGCCCAUUGGCAAUAAGUUCUCCAUCAUCCACGGCGAGCCGAACUCCUCAAACGUAAGCUUUUACGAGGUCAACAAGGGCGUGAAGCCCAGUUUAGUGAAGCGUCUGGAGAAGAAGUCCUGCACGCAUCUGUUCUGGUCGCCUCGCGGUCAGUUUAUCGUAAUGGCUAACCUCACCAUGGGCACCUUUGAGUUUGUGGACUCUACCAACGACUACAUCAUCAGUGCGUCACCUGAUCAUUUCCGCGCCUCCGAGGUCGAGUGGGAUCCCACAGGACGCUAUGUUGUUACUGGAGUUUCCUCUUGGAAGGUGAAGGAGGACACAGGUUUCAAUAUGUACACGUUCCAGGGCCGCAUCAUUAAGCGCACUAUUCUUAAGAACUUCGUGCAGUUUUUGUGGCGCCCGCGCCCUCCCACUCUGCUGAGCGAGGAGAAGCAGAAGGAGAUCAAGAAAAACUUGAAGAAGUACUACGCCGCCUUCGAACAAAAGGAUCGUCUGCGCCUCACCCGUGCCUCCAAGGAGCUGCUCGAGAAGCGCUCCCAGCUGCGCGAGACCUUCAUGGAGUACCGCAACAAGCGCAUCGCCGAAUGGGUGGAGCAGAAGAGUCGUCGCGUCAUGCUGCGAGGGCAUGUGGACACCGACAACUUGGAAACUGAUGAAGUGGAUGAAGAAAUUGUUGAAUUUUUAGUCAAGGAAGAAGUCACCCUGCUGGAGUAGACGACCCCCCAACACUAUACAAACGCUGUCGUCCCCUGCCUAUUCUGAAGCGAUACUGUCGCCUCACAUUUCGUGUCCGGGACGCGUCUACGCCCUGGUUGAUGCCAGGGCCCUUAUCAAUUAUUCAAUCCAGUAGCGCGCGUCUGCUUGCAAACAACUCUAAGCGGAACCUUUGCCUAUACAUACAAUAUACGAAUUAUAAGCCGUAAAGUAAACUUCAACAAAAUCAGAAUUUGCUAAUAUAACAUCUAAUUAAAUGACCUUUAUUGAGCACACCCCUCCUUCCAGUAUGCCUAAAAGUAGAUUUGCAAUGUAUUUGUAUGUAAACAGCAAAAAGAAAACGAAAACAAAAUA